This is a messenger RNA of Pygocentrus nattereri (red-bellied piranha), 3649 nucleotides long. RefSeq names its product SUMO specific peptidase 5 (gene senp5). The record is from RefSeq and is a predicted model, not a curated record. Gene Ontology annotation, cellular component: nucleus. Gene Ontology annotation, molecular function: deSUMOylase activity. Gene Ontology annotation, biological process: protein desumoylation. The transcript is spliced from 10 exons. Lineage: Eukaryota; Metazoa; Chordata; Actinopteri; Characiformes; Serrasalmidae. Bases 673 to 2352 code for a protein of 559 amino acids.
CAGCUCCGCUACUCACUAGAGGGCGAUUUUAACAGCAGGAGACGCCAGCAACUGGAUGGUCCAAAUGACGCAAACAUCAAGCGACCGAAUCUCUUUGCAGCCGCAACGGUGGAAAACCGUGUUAUAAAUAUAAAGAUAAACGUUCAAUGGGUUUUGUUCCGAUGUGAUUGGAUUGCCUUAACAGUGCUUUGUGUGCACGUUGUGUCCACAUGUACGUCCACGAAUGCAAACGUCAAGUUACUGGAUAUAUACUUUGCAAUUGCAGUUCCACUCGGUAGCGUUAGCUAGCUGUCGAUAUAACCUCAGUUUGGUCAGUUAGCUAGCUGGCUAACUUCCAAGCAAGAUUGGGCUAUUAUUUUCUUAAUGAAUCUUACACCUUUAAGAAACUGGGUUUCCAUUAUUUUGAAUGAAUAUAUUUUGCAUCGAGGGAGUUCUGUGGGUUAGUGCGCAUGACUAUGUGCUUCAUGGUCCCUUCAUGAGUUGAGUAUAGGAUUUACUGGUCAGUCUUCUAGAAGCAGAAGAUCAAGUACCUCUGGCAAAAUUCUUGUAACUUCACCUUACGUAACUACUUCAAGUUUGAGGUCCAUAUUGGAGGAGGCCAAUGAUCGAGACCUGCUAAAACCUGCAGGCAAGGGCAGAUUGAGGCCCAAGGAGGAAUGGGUAAGGUUGGAUAUGAGGGUCCAAGUUCAUAACGGCUCCGACCAGGCAAAGUCGGCUUCUCAGAUGGCAGAGAAUGGCCGCUCACGGAGGAAACGCAUGCCUAAGUUGUGUGACUGCUGUGGACCAAACAGCAAGCCCCACGCGCUGGGCCAUGACCAGGUCACAAAGAAACGGGGUCGGAAGAAGAAAGAGGUUGCAAGUGAAGUGGGAGUAGCAGCUGAUAAACAAGUCAUUUCUAAUGUUGUAGAUUUGGUUUCAGUGGCAGAGGCAGAUGCAAUGACUGUGUGCGAGAUGCAACCAGUAACAUGUCCUGAACCAUCCACAGCACUAUGUGGAAAUCAAAUUGUGCCUCUGGUCAGUGACUCAACUGUUCUGCACAAUGGCAUUAUACCUAGCCAAGGGGACAUUCCGGAAACAAACAGUAAAGGCGAAGAUACUGACUUCACUUCACUCACUGACUCCAAAGAGCCCACUUCUAUCACACACACUCAUCCAACACAAGACUCUUUGGACACAAACAGUGAUCCUCUACAGGCUAACCCUGCAACACCUCUUGACUGUAUACAUGUUGGUCCACCCGUGCACAGUGACUGCACAGAAAAAUCUGCAAGCCCUGUUAUAAAGAGCAAUAGCAGGGACUCAGAUCAGAUAGCAGAAACUGAUGCCAUGGAAGUUGAACAUCCUAUUUCUGCCAUUUACCUAAAUGUCAAGGCUUUAAGGGACCACCGCUACUGCAAGCGCCCUGCAGCCUGUGCAGCAGAAGAGCCACUAGAUGUUCCUCAGCCACCUUCAACAGAAAUCCAGAAUGAAGAAAUUGUAGAACUCAUUCAUGAAUUCCUUGAGAAUUUGUAUGAGAAGUAUGGGAGUUUCAUUCCACUGUGUGAGGAGGACAUUCUCGAGUACCUGAACAAGCAUUUAAAUGCUGAUUUUAAGGACAGAAAGAAAAUGAUACACACAGAGGUGAUGAAGUACAAGGCUAGCUUGGCUUGUGCGCCUAUGCACUUUUUCAAAGUGACCUAUAACAAACACACUCUGGCGCUUGAUGACCUUUCAACACUUGAUGACCAAAACUGGGUCAAUGACCAGGUUAUAAACAUGUAUGGUGAAUUAAUUAUGGAAGCUACGAACCAUAAGGUACAUUUCUUCAACAGUUUCUUUUAUAGACAGCUUGUAGGAAAAGGCUAUGAAGGAGUGAAGAGGUGGACCAAAAAGGUGGAUUUAUUCUCUAAGAGAUUGCUGCUGAUUCCCCUCCACUUGGAGAUCCACUGGUCCUUGAUAACAGUGGACAUCUCCAAGCAAAACAUAAACUUCUAUGACUCCCAAGGAAUAUUAUUCAAGUUUGCGGUUGAUGUAAGUGUAAGACUGAUGCAACUUGGUGGAUUUUUGUGCUCCCUGCCUUAUGAUUGUAUUCAAAGCUAUACUUCUCAACAGAACAUUGAGAAAUACAUGUUAGCUGAGGCAAAGGAAAAGAAGCAUGCUAAUUUCCAAAAAGGCUGGAAGAUGACUGUCAACAAGACUAUCCCACAACAAAAGAAUGAUAAUGACUGUGGAGCUUUUGUCUUGGAGUACUGCAAGUGCCUGGCAUUUAAACAACCAUUGCUGUUCACACAAGAGGACAUUCCUAAAGUCCGCAAAAGGAUAUACAAGGAGCUCUGUGACUGCAAGCUCACUGACUUAAAAAAGCAAGUCUAAGCUUAAAGACGUUCUUUGCGCAUUUGCUUGUGAAUGGACUUCUCGUUUUUUUUUUUUCUUCUUGUGGGAACUGUGGGCAAAAGACCUACACAUGGUCAUAUACCUGGAUAUAACUCGUAGUUCAGUAUUUUGGAUGGAGAUGCCAAACCAUCAGCCUUUCCAACCAUUCCCAUUUUUAUAUUGAAGGUUCAGCAACUGAAAAGGCCUUUCAUCACUCACAGAUUUAUGUGCGCACUGGCUAUUGAAAGCAAUGACUUGUGGCAACCAUUAGAAUAAGCAUCAAAUUGUUUUGUCUUUGGUUCGUCUUCUUGAGUGUCAAGCCUCUGCAGCUUGUUAGAUGGUUUUAGCCAUAUCGCAAACCUUGUGGUUCUAUCAGGUUUCUUUUCAACAAGUAUGCACUCAGUGCUCCACAGCAUGAUACUUGAAGGAUCUACAUUGUAUAGUUUUGACUGCAUUUUGGAUGUGGUACAAACAAGCAUUUAACAAAGACAAGCUUUUAAAUGAAUGUACUGAUAAUGAAGAACUUUUUUUUUUUUUUUUUUUUUUUUUAUAAUAGCAGAACUUGACACAAAAACCGGUAUCUCUACAUCAGUUUGUUUAAAAUAGUAUCAGAUUUGCCAUAGAAUCUAGACUUUUAAACUCUACCCUGGAACUGUUUGGGCCAUAAAGUUUUUAUCUUUGUAUUCUUUAAUAGAAGCACUCUAGACACUUUUUCAAUCUUUUGCUUUUGAAAAGCAAUGACAUGACAGUUUCUAUAGCAUGUAGCUUUAUUACGAGUUCCGUUCCAAAUUCCAAGUAUUUCAAGGACACAUGUAAACGUGGUGGCUAUGAUUUUUUGUUUUCUCUUUAAAACUGAUAGCAGUCAAUUUUAUUGGCUAAUGCCGUUUUUAUCACUUGAGCAGAUUAAAUCAAUGGUAAAGCAUACAUACUUAAAAGCAGUGAGACACAAAAGCUUGCAUUAAGGUUGGACCAGACCAUGUUUCUAAGAAUUAUGACAAGCUGUCAUAUGUUUAUGCCUUAUCUCUAAUGAAGCGAGGCGUUACAUUGUGGAGCUGGAGCAGUAAGUUGCAGAUGGUUUUUCAGAAUAUUGCCAACUCAUUGUGUCCAUUUACAGUGACCACAAGGGGUUAAUAAGUUUAGAGCAAAUAUAAAGGAUGCAAGAUGUCAAAGGUAUUUGGGAUACUGUAUUUCUAGUUACUUGAAGUGUAACAAGAUGACCUCAAUGAGAUGCUUCAGUUUCUUUGUUUGACUACUAUUUUUGUCAUUAUUUAAACACAUAAAACCAUUAUUGAUAACC